Molecule: messenger RNA, 630 nt
Organism: Closterium sp. Yama58-4
Lineage: Eukaryota; Viridiplantae; Streptophyta; Zygnematophyceae; Desmidiales; Closteriaceae
Source: the annotation of a GenBank genome assembly
AUGGCAUCCGAAGCCGAUAAGACCAACCCUGAGCUGGCUGCUGCCGCCGAUGCGCCCGUCGAAAACGGAAAAUCUGACGCUCCAGAUACGAUAAACGAAUACAGACAGCGUGCGGAGCGGUUCGGGACGGAGCUGACCAUCAGCGAGGCGGAGAAGCGCCGCCUGCGGGCUGAACGGUUCGGCACUGUAGACGCCACAGCUGCCGCGGAGGAAGCCAAGAAGGCUGCGCGAGCCGCCAAGUUUGGGAUCACAGCGGAUAAGGACGCCGGGAAUGGCGCGAGCGGUGGUGGUGGGGGCAGCAGUCAGGCGGACAAGGCUGCGGAGGAGGCGCGGAAGAAGGCACGCGCUGAACGGUUCGGCACGAGCCAGCUGUCCGCGCUGAGUGCGGAGGAAGCGGCCAAGCGGGAGGCUCGAGCCAAGAAGUUCGGGACGGUGGGAGAUGGCGCUGCAGCAGCAGUGGUAGCGUCUGGAGGGGAUAAGAAGAGAGACACGUCCGCCAAUCCUGCGGACAGCGAGCUCGAGGCUAAGAAGAAGGCUCGGGCGGAGAGGUUCGGCACAUCUGCGCCUGCCGCGGCUGCUGCAGGGGCUACCAAGGAUGAGGGCGGCGCUGUUGCGGACAGCAGCAGCUAA